AUGCAACACGACUCUAAUAUCAACUUUUUGUCUCCGUUGGCUUACAGGCCAGAUGGGCAACCAGCAUCUCCAAGUUCAAGUCGACGUACCUCGCUGGCAUCCAACAGGGACUACCCCCUAGAGCCUGAAGCCCAACAAUGUCUACCUGAGCCAGACGAUGCUGCAACAGAGGAUGUAGCAUCUACGAUAACCGGUCCACGCGUUUCGACCGAUGGCACGACGAAGUACGACCGUGUUGCGGAAGACGACACUGAUGGCGCCGUAUCGAGGGUUGACUUGCCUAACAACAGGUUGGGCUUUUUCACUAUCGUAACAGAUUGCGCCGCUGUGGUUCUUCCCUUGGGUCUCAUUGUCUUCAUCGUCAUUGUGUGGCGCCUUGACGGUUCCGAGAGUACUGAAAGCUCCCGCGGGGCCUGGCGAAACGCAAUCACGAUCCUUGCGACUGCCUUUCCGAUCCUAUUUGCGUCAGUUGUAGGUCGUCUUACAUAUGAAGCGGCUCGCUGGAAGCUAGAAACCGGCACGACCCUCGGUUCUCUCGAGCAGUUCCUAGGCAGCCGAACGGUCGGCGCCACCCUACUCAAUCUGAUCCAACUUCGAUCAUUCAAUAUCGUGGGUACUGCUUUGGUAUUGAUAUGGGCCCUCUCACCUUUGGGCACUCAAUCUAUUUUGAGAAUGAUGUCCUCACAAAUCGCCCCAGACAACAUAAACACGACGAUAACCUACUUCGACACCAACGCUGAGAGUCAAGCCAUUCAGUGGGCGACUUGGGUGGGAUUCUCGUACUCAACCUCAAUGGCAAGCUUUCGGCCCAUGUCGACAUUGUAUAACACCCUGAUCUCAAUGCCUGAAGGACUGAAAGCGGAUCCUAUGGAUGUCUGGGGUAACGUCAAAAUACCUUUCCUGAAGCGCUUAGACACAGAUGAUUGGGUGGACUUGGAUCAAGAUCUCGGCGUGAAUGAGUAUUCGUCUUUGGCCGGGAUCCCUCUCAACAGCAUCGAAGUUGGACACACUGUAUUUUCACUGGAGUCCAGCUACAUGAGCUUAGACUGCUCGGAUGUUGAAACCCUCAAGAUGGAUCUAGGAGAUGACGACCUACUGAAAGAAGAAGUAUUCCGCGACGAUUUAUCAGCCUCUUCCCUGGCUGUCGACACUAGUGUCACACGAAACGCGAAGUUAUCCAAUGGUACUUGGCACGGAUAUGACUACACAAGAAACGCCACCGGGCUAGAUUCGACUUGGAUUCUGGCGCUUGACAGAUUUAUAGAUCGGAUAUGGUCGAUGGAACCUGCGGAUUAUCCAACAAAACCAGCCGUUGGCCCUCUGCAUGGUCGCGUCGAGGACAUGCACCGACCCAUCUUGUUCAAAGAGGAGCAGCACAUCGACGCUGGGCCAACGACUCUCCUAUUCCAAAGCAUAUUCCCUCCGCAAGAAUUCAAUCCAGGAUGUUCGGCAAAGAGCCUCUGCAGGGUAUCUCAGGAGUACGCCGAGUCCCGCGUCAACUGUUCUCGCACGGCUCGGACCGACAGACACAACUGCACCGUGGUAGCCCAGCGGAAAUCUCAGAAGAAAAAUGCUCCUGGGGAUAUAUCUCAGUUAUCGUUCCCCGCCGUCUUCGAUUUUGUCUCACGCGAGCUUCCGCUCUCCAUCGGAGGCUCUACGGCAUACAAGUCCGAGUUCUCGCUUUACCAUCUCGCUGACCCAGGGCUGAAACAACUGAGCCAGCUUUCGUUCGAGAUCGCAGAGUGGGAUGCGGAUAAACCAACAUUUAGGGCCAAGAUCUCCGUCGAUGCAGAAACAAGUACCCCUAUUAUCAACUUUGAGAUCUCCUCAUUAUGGAUUACGCUUUUCUUGGUCGCGAGCAUCGUGCUUCUUGCAGCUGGCAUCUCGAGCGUUGUCUUCAAACACUGCACAUACGGGCCAGAGAUCCUUGGGUACGCUUCUACUGCGUUGCGAGAUUCGAGAUAUUUUGAUGUGCCAAAAGACUAUAGAGGGCUGGAUGGAAUUGAUCUAUCACGUAAGAUGAAAUCUGAGCGGCUUCGUUUUGGCUUGAUACAAGAUCUGAAGGAGGGACAAUCACGAACGGGAGUUGGUCAUCAAGAGAGUACGGAUCGAUUAGGAAAACAACAGAAUCGUGACUGA
Colletotrichum scovillei is the source of this 2139-nucleotide messenger RNA. RefSeq lists its product as uncharacterized. The transcript has 3 exons. The record is from RefSeq and is a predicted model, not a curated record. Lineage: Eukaryota; Fungi; Ascomycota; Sordariomycetes; Glomerellales; Glomerellaceae. Bases 1 to 2139 code for a protein of 712 amino acids.